ACCAUGUUCCACUGUUCACCUUCAACUCUUGGUGACAAAAGAGUAGAGGAUCUUGGCACUCCAUGAUAGCCUUCUCCAUCCAAGUGAUGAUACCUGGACUUGUUCCAGUCUUGAUUAUAUCACUAAUGGCCUCUCAUGGCCACCCCACCUACGCAGCCUCAGAAAAUGACUGCACACCUGAAAGUCCAUUGGUGAAGGAGGCCCUAGAACGGGCAAAGCAACUGGUCUCUUUUGCUUACAAUCACUCUAGAAACAGCCAGAGAGGGAAAGGAAUGCUGUCCAAGGGGUCACUGAGCUCCAGCGACCUCCUCAGUCUGUUUAAGCACCCAGAGGCUGAGACCAACGUGGCAGUUCGUGCAGCUGAACUGAUGGAUACAGCCAUAGAGCUGAUUCGGCAGCUUGUUUACACACGGGAGAAGCGGUACAGCAACAUGACAGGGGUCCUAAGCAUUCGUGAUCUCUCCAUCUUGGCAAAACUAACAGGUUGUGCUGCUCAGCUCCAGCCAAUCAAAUGCUCAGAUUCCUGUUUGACUGACAAGUACAGAGCCAUCGAUGGGACAUGCAACAACAGGAAAAAUCCUCUUUGGGGAGCAGCAAACACAGCAUACAUCCGCUGGCUCCCUGCACAUUAUGAAGAUGGAUUCUCCGUACCAAAAGGAUGGAAUGCAACAAAGACCUAUAAUGGCUUCCCAUUGCCUCUGGUGCGUCAGGUUUCCCAUGAAAUCUUGCAUACCCGGAAUGAAAACAUCUCCCUGGACAGCUCCUACACCAGUAUGCUGGUAGAGUGGGGCCAGUGGAUUGAUCAUGACAUGGAUCUCACACCCCAGAGCGCCAGCACC
Molecule: messenger RNA, 839 nt
Organism: Hemicordylus capensis (graceful crag lizard)
Lineage: Eukaryota; Metazoa; Chordata; Lepidosauria; Squamata; Cordylidae
Product: thyroid peroxidase-like
Exons: 7
Biological process (GO): response to oxidative stress
Molecular function (GO): heme binding; peroxidase activity
Source: RefSeq, a predicted model, not a curated record